UUCGUCAGAAAAGUUUGUGAGUGAAGUAUCCAACAUGCGUGGAAUUUUUGUGACUCUGUCGGCGUUCUUGAUGUUAUCUCUGGCAAUUCAGGAAACUAAAGCUUCAAUUUUGGGAGAACUUCUAGAAGGCGUUGCAAAGUUGCAUACUCCUCCACUUGAAUCAACUACCGUAUCAGUUGAUCAAAACUUGAAUUUAACCAAACUUAAUGUUAUAGAAUAUAUUACGGUUUCAGAAGAUUUAAUUAGAGAUCGUUUAGAAAUAUAUAUUGAUAAAUAUGGAAAACGUUUGGGUGAAUUAGCAGGAGACAUAUUGCAAAGUGUUUUAAAUGAUGUAUUAAAAAAACCUGAGCCUGAACCUAAACCUGAACCUGAACCUGAACCUGAACCUGAACCAGAACCUGAGCCUGAGCCUCAGCCUUAGCCUAUAUCUGCACCCUGGUCUGAACCCUAACGAAGUUUUUUAAAUUACAACCGCUGUAAAUCAAUAAACGUAAAAUAUAGCCACCUGUUUAAAUUAUUUCUCGGUGGAAUUUUUCUUAAGAUGAUAAAUAAAGAAUGCUUGUGUACGAUAAAUACUGCAAAACAAGUACUUUUAGAAGAAAUAAAAAAAUAAAAACGCAAAAA
Lutzomyia longipalpis is the source of this 624-nucleotide messenger RNA. RefSeq names its product protein TsetseEP-like. The record is from RefSeq and is a predicted model, not a curated record. The coding region runs from base 35 to 421 and encodes 128 amino acids. NCBI's taxonomy places the organism in Eukaryota, Metazoa, Arthropoda, Insecta, Diptera, Psychodidae. The transcript is spliced from 3 exons.